AAUUAUUAAGAGAGAGGGUUUGAUUUAGCUCGUCUAUUUAAGACGACUACAAAAUACACUGAAAAACACAAUGACACAGAAAACACUGCGUGAUGUCUGUCUGACAAAAAGUCAAGUUAUAGAGGAUUGCUUUUUUACCGCAUAUAGUGACUGGCCAACUAUAAAAAAAUUGAGGAAUUUGUCGAUGAUAGAGGAUGAUAUAUUAAUAUCUUCAUAUAUGAGAUCAGGAACUCAUUGGGCCGCUGAGCUGGUAGACUUGGUGAGGCACAAUGGUGACACAGAUGCCAUAAAAGCACAAAUUCAUGAAAGAGUACCUUGGCUAGACAUGUCAAACAAAGCAUGGAGAGGUGAACUGAAUGUAUUUGAAGAUGAGCCAGAUGUUGUUGGGAGCUGGUUUGAAGAGUUGGAGAAAAUGCAGUCUCCAAGGCUAAUGGCAACUCACCUCUCAGCUAAAUUCAUGCCUGAUGGCGUUAUCAAUGGGAUAUGCAAGACAAUUCUUGUCUUACGAAAUCCAAAGUCUGUGACCGUUAGCCUUAAAUUUUCCCUCGAUGGUUUUGGACCGGCCUUUACAGAGCCAAUUACAGUGGAUAUCAUCAUGAACUCGUUAAUGACAGACAGUGGAGAAAAAAUGCAUUGUGGUACAUGGUUUCAACAUGUUGAAUCUUGGAUGAAGGUGAAGGAACAACUAAAGGAUAAACUAUUAGUAAUCUUCUAUGAGGACAUGGUCAAGGACACCAAAAGUGUUGUGAAAUCGGUCGCCAAAUUCCUAGGAAAAGAAUUUACUGAUGAAGAACUUGCUAAAAUGGUUCACCAUCUUCAGUUUAAACAGAUGAAAGCAAAUCCAGCCACUGGCGAUGCAUUUGCAGAUGCAGUAAAGAGUGU
Owenia fusiformis is the source of this 882-nucleotide messenger RNA. NCBI's taxonomy places the organism in Eukaryota, Metazoa, Annelida, Polychaeta, Sabellida, Oweniidae. The record is from the annotation of a GenBank genome assembly.